AUUUCAUCAACAAUUUCCAAAUUGGACCAGUGGUGAUCAGAAUAUUGAUAAGUUUAUCCAUGAUGCGCAACUUUCUGCUGCUAUGAGUGAGCACUUGGGAGCUAUUUGGAUUGACGGAAUCAUUUCUGAAUGGAAUCAUGAAUAUAAUGAUUGGAGUCGGAUACAAUGUGAAAUUUUUGAUGAUUGGACUUAUCAUUUUGAUGGUAAAAAUAAAAUAUUAAUGAAAGGUAGAAUAGUUACACUAAAGAGUCUUCAAAAUUCGUCAAAUGUAAAUGAAUGUUUUUUAAACGAAUGGAAACGUCAUUUACAAUCACUUAAAUCUGCAAGGAAAAUUGCUAUUUCCAUUAAGAAAAUUUGUAAAUGGGAAUGGAAAAGAAGAUUGAAAAUCCAGCAUCAUAUUAUAUCUGGGCUUAUUGGAAUUCAUCAAUCAGACUUAGUUCAUAAAGAUUUACAUACUCCAGUGAACAGCUAUGUAUCGAAUAGAAAAGAAUUAUAUGGCGUACUUCCUUAUAUGGCACCUGAAGUAUUAAGAGGCAAUCCCUAUACUAAAGCAGCAGAUAUUUACAGUUUUGGGAUGUUGAUGUGGAAAAUUACAUCCGAAGAGCCACCAUUUAAUUAG
Cetraspora pellucida is the source of this 619-nucleotide messenger RNA. NCBI's taxonomy places the organism in Eukaryota, Fungi, Glomeromycota, Glomeromycetes, Diversisporales, Gigasporaceae. The record is from the annotation of a GenBank genome assembly.